GACCUCGUUUCACAGGAUCCCUCGGUUGAGGAGAUGAAAACGAUUGUUUGCGAGCAAGGACUUCGUCCCAUGAUACCCACUGUCUGGUCGAAACACCACGUUUUGGUUACCCUACAGGACAUCAUGUCCGAAUGCUGGUAUCCAAGUCCGACAACACGUUUGCCGGCUUUACGUGUGAAAAAAUCUCUGGCUGCUUUACGUCUGCAAUUGGAUUUGAAUCCGAACCUCUCUGUACGGCCCCCGUUAUCCAUAGUCCCACCGGAAGCACAACAAGGUCUACCUCCAGAAAUCAUCUAUUAUCCACGUGUCCGAUUGCCUGAUUUGACCCGGAAUGGGACGAAAGCCGCCACUCCCGUUGUUGGAACGACUGCAACAACGGUCCCAACACCUGCGACGGCAGAUGCAAAUCAACCAGCCAAUUGGUCUCAACGGGAAGUAGAUCAGUACCCGACCUCUGAACCCAACUCCCGACCAGACAGUCCAAGUCUGUGUGAGAAACAGCAUUUAUUAUCAUCGCAUGUGGAGCCUCUGGUUGAGACGAAAAAUCUAUGA
Messenger RNA from Echinostoma caproni, 552 nucleotides. Lineage: Eukaryota; Metazoa; Platyhelminthes; Trematoda; Plagiorchiida; Echinostomatidae. The record is from the annotation of a GenBank genome assembly.